Leptosia nina is the source of this 3111-nucleotide messenger RNA. The record is from the annotation of a GenBank genome assembly. NCBI's taxonomy places the organism in Eukaryota, Metazoa, Arthropoda, Insecta, Lepidoptera, Pieridae.
AUGGGCGAGCAUGGCCGUACCGACUCGUACCGCGUCGCCACCAUCGGCCCCAUUAAGGAUGAUAAUAGAACAGCUGAUGGACAUUACAAGACACGGCGAAAACCCCCCGCGAAAAAACGGAAACCUGGAGACUUAGAGGAUCUUAAACAAGAAUUGGAUAUUGACUACCACAAAGUAACGCCAGAGGAACUCUAUCAAAGAUUUCAGACGCAUCCAGAAAAUGGCCUUAGUCAUGCAAAAGCGAAAGAAAACUUGGAAAGGGAUGGUCCAAAUGCACUCACACCCCCAAAACAGACGCCCGAAUGGGUAAAGUUUUGUAAAAAUCUAUUCGGCGGUUUUGCGUUAUUACUGUGGAUUGGUGCUAUUCUAUGCUUUAUUGCCUACGGAAUCCAGGCGAGUACGGUAGAGGAACCCGCAGAUGACAACUUGUAUCUCGGUAUCGUGUUAGCGGCUGUAGUUAUUGUAACGGGCAUCUUCUCAUACUACCAAGAAAGCAAGUCAUCGAAAAUCAUGGAGUCCUUCAAGAACAUGGUACCCCAGUUCGCGACCGUCAUCCGUGAGGGAGAAAAGUUAACGUUGCGCGCUGAAGAUCUUGUACUCGGCGAUAUUGUUGAGGUUAAAUUCGGUGACAGAAUCCCAGCUGAUGUCCGUAUUGUUGAAUCGCGAGGUUUCAAAGUGGACAACUCGAGUUUAACCGGUGAAUCAGAACCUCAAUCCCGUGGUCCCGAAUUCACAAACGAAAACCCGUUGGAGACUAAGAACUUGGCCUUUUUCUCGACUAAUGCCGUUGAAGGUACCGCUAAAGGAAUUGUCAUUUGCUGCGGAGACAACACUGUAAUGGGGCGUAUCGCUGGUCUGGCUUCCGGUUUGGACACUGGCGAGACCCCUAUCGCUAAGGAGAUCCACCAUUUCAUCCAUCUGAUUACCGGUGUAGCCGUCUUCCUGGGUGUUACGUUUUUCGUUAUCGCCUUCAUUCUCGGCUACCAUUGGCUCGAUGCUGUUAUUUUCCUCAUUGGUAUCAUCGUAGCCAACGUGCCGGAAGGUCUACUAGCCACUGUAACAGUAUGUCUGACUCUCACUGCCAAACGUAUGGCUUCCAAGAACUGCCUUGUAAAGAACUUGGAGGCUGUAGAGACUCUAGGAUCUACGUCCACUAUUUGCUCUGAUAAGACUGGCACCCUCACCCAGAACAGAAUGACCGUCGCUCACAUGUGGUUCGACAACCAGAUUAUUGAAGCGGACACCACUGAAGAUCAGUCUGGAGUUCAAUAUGAUCGCACCAGCCCUGGAUUCAAGGCCCUCGCUAAAAUUGCAACCCUCUGCAACCGUGCAGAGUUCAAAGGUGGUCAAGAGGGUGUACCGAUCCUGAAGAAGGAAGUAGCCGGUGACGCGUCCGAAGCCGCCCUGCUCAAGUGCAUGGAACUAGCGCUCGGUGAUGUCUUGUCCAUCAGAAAGAGGAACAAGAAAGUAUGCGAAAUUCCCUUCAACUCGACCAACAAGUACCAAGUUUCUAUCCACGAGAGUGAUGACCCCAGCGAUCCUAGGCACCUGCUUGUGAUGAAGGGAGCUCCUGAGAGGAUUUUGGAACGGUGCAGCACCAUCUUUAUUGGUGGAAAGGAAAAGGUUCUGGAUGAAGAAAUGAAGGAAGCUUUCAACAACGCGUACUUGGAAUUGGGAGGUCUCGGUGAACGUGUGCUCGGUUUCUGCGAUCUGCAACUACCCUCCGACAAGUACCCGAUCGGAUUCAAGUUCAACACAGAUGACGUCAACUUCCCCAUUGACAACCUUCGAUUCGUCGGCCUCAUGAGUAUGAUUGACCCUCCCCGUGCUGCCGUACCUGAUGCUGUCGCCAAGUGCCGAUCUGCUGGUAUCAAGGUUAUCAUGGUAACUGGUGACCACCCGAUCACAGCCAAAGCCAUCGCGAAGUCUGUUGGUAUCAUUUCUGAAGGAAACGAAACGGUCGAAGACAUCGCGGCGCGCCUGAACAUCCCCGUCUCCGAAGUGAACCCGCGUGAAGCCAAGGCGGCUGUCGUACACGGAACUGAAUUGAGGGAACUCAACUCUGAUCAAUUGGAUGAGAUUCUUAAGUACCACACUGAAAUCGUAUUCGCCCGGACAUCGCCUCAACAGAAACUGAUCAUCGUCGAGGGCUGCCAGCGUCUUGGAGCCAUCGUCGCUGUAACAGGAGACGGUGUCAACGACUCGCCCGCGCUUAAGAAAGCCGAUAUUGGUGUCGCCAUGGGUAUCGCUGGAUCUGACGUGUCUAAGCAGGCUGCCGACAUGAUCCUGCUGGAUGACAACUUCGCUUCCAUCGUCACCGGGGUUGAAGAGGGACGGUUGAUCUUCGACAACCUGAAGAAAUCCAUCGCGUACACUCUCACUUCGAACAUUCCAGAAAUCUCACCUUUCCUCGCCUUUAUCCUCUGCGACAUUCCUCUGCCACUCGGUACUGUUACCAUCCUUUGCAUUGAUCUCGGAACUGACAUGGUGCCAGCUAUCGCACUAGCGUACGAGGAAGCGGAAGCGGAUAUAAUGAAAAGACCACCUAGGAACCCAUUUUGCGACAAACUUGUCAAUGAGAGGUUGAUUUCGAUGGCCUACGGUCAAAUCGGGAUGAUACAAGCCGCGGCCGGAUUCUUCGUGUACUUUGUGAUUAUGGCUGAGAAUGGAUUUUUGCCUUUGAAACUGUUCGGUAUCAGGAAGCAAUGGGACUCCAAGGCCAUCAACGACUUAACUGACUCCUACGGACAAGAAUGGACCUACCGCGACCGCAAAGCCCUGGAGUAUACCUGCCACACCGCUUUCUUCGUCUCCAUCGUCGUAGUGCAAUGGGCCGACUUGAUUAUCUGCAAGACCCGUCGUAACUCCAUCGUGCACCAGGGCAUGCGCAACUGGGCCCUUAACUUCGGUAUCGUCUUCGAAACUGCCCUAGCCGCCUUCCUAUCCUACACUCCUGGUAUGGACAAGGGACUCAGGAUGUACCCUCUCAAGUUCGUGUGGUGGCUGCCGGCCAUUCCGUUCAUGCUGUCGAUCUUCAUCUACGACGAGAUCCGGCGCUUCUACCUGCGUCGCAACCCGGGCGGCUGGCUCGAACAAGAGACUUACUACUAA